AUGAUUUAUGGUGUUAUAUUAAUAAUAAUAAUAACACUUUUGUUGGUGUCGGUUUUUGUGUGGCACCCAGAUCCCACGACGCAAAAUCUACAGGAUCACAAUCCGCUCUACUUUACGUUCCAUGAGCAGACGAGCCAUCAACAGAUCACCAAAGCAAUCAUAUUGUGGUUGUACAAGAGACGGCUAGACGUGGUAAUCGACGACCAGGUUGUCAUGAUUGAUGUAUAUAGAGUCGACACAAACAACAUGCACCAAUCGAUAGUAGCCAAUAUACAGCUCGUGGUCAACACCACCGAACCGGGCUGGGUCUCUAUUGACUUACAGAGGAUGUCCGACUGGUUCAUGACCACUGACAGGCCAAAUAACCUGACGCUAGUGGUGCACGCGUACUACGAAAACAAGAACAUCACGCACGUAAGGACGCCAUACGUAACGGACGCCAGGAAUAUAGAAGACAUAACUGAGAUCCCGUACCUGGAGGUGCACACGGAAGACGACCAUCAGUCGCGGUCCAAGCGCUCCGUUCCGAGCGAAGAUUGCGUCGAUAACCUGGAAGCCAAUCGGUGCUGCCGACGCCCGCUGACGGUGAACUUCGAGGAAUUUGGCUGGAGUUGGAUCAUUGCGCCCAAGAGGUACGAGGCCUUCUACUGUUCUGGAGAGUGUACGUUGGAGCCUGUUUCAAAUAAAGUACACUCCCGCCUCGUCCAGCUCACCAACAAGUUGGGAAACGGACUGUGUUGCGCUCCCCGCAAGAUGAGCAGCAUAUCCAUGUUGUAUUUCGACAUAGAUUUGGAAAUCGUCUAUGGAACGUUUCCCGGCAUGGUGGUAGAGACGUGCAGGUGCAGUUAG
This is a messenger RNA of Macrosiphum euphorbiae (potato aphid), 849 nucleotides long. The record is from the annotation of a GenBank genome assembly. NCBI's taxonomy places the organism in Eukaryota, Metazoa, Arthropoda, Insecta, Hemiptera, Aphididae.